Molecule: messenger RNA, 770 nt
Organism: Jaculus jaculus (lesser Egyptian jerboa)
Lineage: Eukaryota; Metazoa; Chordata; Mammalia; Rodentia; Dipodidae
Gene: Txnl4a
Product: thioredoxin like 4A
Exons: 4
Coding region: 162-590 (142 amino acids)
Biological process (GO): mRNA splicing, via spliceosome
Cellular component (GO): U5 snRNP; spliceosomal complex; U4/U6 x U5 tri-snRNP complex
Source: RefSeq, a predicted model, not a curated record
CGCAGGUCUGGUUGUGGGGUUGGCAGGGACCGCAGAGCUGGACUCAUCUAAAGGCAUUGGUCUCAGAAAAGCUAAGCAAAAAAGAGGGCGCGGGUGGCGGCUCACGCCCAGAAUCUCAGCACCAAGGUAGGUCGCGGCUAAGCCGCGCAGGCCCGAGCAGGAUGUCGUACAUGCUCCCGCAUCUGCACAAUGGCUGGCAGGUAGACCAGGCCAUUCUUUCCGAGGAGGACCGCGUGGUCGUCAUUCGGUUCGGGCACGACUGGGACCCCACCUGCAUGAAGAUGGACGAGGUUCUGUACAGCAUCGCAGAAAAGGUUAAAAAUUUUGCAGUUAUUUAUCUUGUGGAUAUUACAGAAGUGCCUGACUUCAACAAAAUGUAUGAGUUAUACGACCCGUGUACUGUCAUGUUUUUCUUCAGGAACAAGCAUAUCAUGAUUGACUUGGGCACUGGCAACAACAAUAAGAUCAACUGGGCCAUGGAAGACAAGCAGGAGAUGGUUGACAUCAUAGAGACUGUGUACCGAGGUGCCCGCAAAGGCCGGGGCCUGGUAGUGUCUCCCAAGGACUACUCCACAAAGUACAGAUACUGAGCACGACCCCUGCAGACUGUGCAGAGGACCCUGGGAGCCACUGUCAACGUGGAAGUACUCAGCUCUUCACAGCCUUUGGGAAGGAUAUGCAUCAGUGUGGGGCUCCAGGGCUAGAGCGCCCUUGAGAUGGGUCACGGGGCCUUAACUAGUUGAAGCAAAUAAAUGUGUGGUGAAAGAACA